Messenger RNA from Toxoplasma gondii ME49, 864 nucleotides. RefSeq lists its product as hypothetical. Bases 1 to 864 code for a protein of 287 amino acids. Lineage: Eukaryota; Apicomplexa; Conoidasida; Eucoccidiorida; Sarcocystidae. The transcript is spliced from 2 exons. The record is from RefSeq and is a predicted model, not a curated record.
AUGAUGGACACUGUUUUCAAAGGUGCGAGGGUUCCAACAUGCAUGGAUGCCCCAUCCUUGGAUACACUUCACUUGAAAGCCGAGCAAGGCGAAGACCCGAGAAGAGACGAGGCUAGAGAAAUGGGAAAAAACAGCAGUCACGAAGAAGCAAUUUCCGCCUGCGUUUGCCGGAGCUGCUUUGCGAAAUCGUCCUUCGUCUCUGGGUCGCAUUCUUUCUUUCUGUCCCCGUCCUUAUCGGACGUCUCUCGCUUCCUGCUGUCCCUGCCCUCCUCACGAUGCUCCGUAGAGACCGCGAGGCUGGUACCUUCACUUUUCCUCAGCUUCCCCUGCAGACCCCGGCUGUCUGCACGGACACCGCGAGAUUCUCCGCCUUCGCGUUCUCCUUUCGAGACAGCAGACGCCCAGUCGCGAGCUCGAAGACGGAAAGCGGCAGCGUCUGUGUCUGGGGAAGUCGCAGCGAGUGACGCACUGGAGUUUCUCAACGAAGAGGAAUGCGCGUUGGAGGCGAGACCAAUCGACGCUCGCGACGCACUGGGCUUGGCUUCCACGCGAAGACCAUGCGCGAAACAGAACUUCUCGGUGUCUCUGCAGAGGACAAUCUGUCGCGAACACCCCCCCGGCGAAUGUGUGCAGCUCAGAGGGUGCGAGAGACUCAGAAAGCGUCUGCGCGUUCGGUCUGAAGGCUGCCAAAGGUCUCUGAGGGAACAGCAAAGUCACAGCUCGCAGGAAACAAACGAUUUACUCUCUAACGGUCCUCAAAAGGCAACACGGCUUUCUGCACAGCAGGGGUGUUCUGGACGGUGUCUCGACAGCCUACGCGCUGGAAAAGGCUGCAGGUUUCCUGGAAUAAAAUACAGAAGCUAA